AUGAUUAUACCGACGGUAGUGCCAGAAGCAAAUGUAGUCGACCAAGGAAGCGAUAUGAAUGAACCUCAAUCAAUGGCAAAUACAACCGCAUUCCAUGAAUUAUCUGUAAUACAAAUCCCAGGCGAUGAAACAAUUCAACGAUUUGCAUCGAUUGUGAGCAAAAACAUUGGUGAGAACAAUGUCAGAGCAUCGCUUGGAGCAAUACUCGGCAACGAAUCAAUGUCCGCAAAAUUUGACGAGCCCCAAGCCACUCUUACGAAUGGAAAUGGCAUGAGUGAAGAUGACAUGCGAAAUAGCAUAGCGGUCAAUGGAAUGUCGAAGGGAGUGAUGACAAACGAUCAACCAGAUACAGCCAUCAGUGAAUAUGACGAAAUUAUUGUAACGAAUGCCUCAGAAUUGGAGACGAUACACGCCGAUCGACCAAAUAAUCUACCGGUUGUUGAUUUGACAAUUGAAAAUGUUAAAGCACAAAAAGUAAACAAUCAGAAGGAGAAAAAUCAAGUGAAGACGAAUCAACGAAAGAGAAAAAUUGCUGAGGCAUCGACAUUGAAUGGGAAUUCAAAGAAAAAACGGAAGAUUGAACCGCGUUUGACACAGAAAACCAUUCCGGAGUCGACUUCAGAAUCGCCGUUGAUUGAUGUGACGUCAAAAGGAAGAAAGAGUUCGAAACAAUCAAAGGGAGUACAUGUUCCGCCAAAUCAACGGAAUGAAACCAAAUCAACCGACGCUGAACAUCAGAAAGGAUCGACAUCAAACGGAAAAUCCAACACAAAAUGUGAAUUUUGUAAUUAUGUGGCCUAUCCGUCACAGUUGAUAGUACAUAGACGCAUUCACACUGGCGAGAAACCAUUUAUAUGCAAAAUUUGUGCGAAAGGAUUUACUAGAACAUAUGUUCUGAAAACGCACAUGCGAACUCACGCAAAUAAAUUUCCAUUCCAUUGCUCGAUUUGUCGACAAGGAUUCGCGGUGAAAUGGGAAAAGGAGACGCACGAGAAAAAUUGUAAUCAACG
Molecule: messenger RNA, 1010 nt
Organism: Contarinia nasturtii (swede midge)
Lineage: Eukaryota; Metazoa; Arthropoda; Insecta; Diptera; Cecidomyiidae
Product: zinc finger and BTB domain-containing protein 49-like
Exons: 2
Biological process (GO): regulation of transcription by RNA polymerase II
Molecular function (GO): RNA polymerase II cis-regulatory region sequence-specific DNA binding; DNA-binding transcription factor activity
Source: RefSeq, a predicted model, not a curated record